Messenger RNA from Penicillium taxi, 948 nucleotides. Its product is annotated as TDA10 family protein. The record is from RefSeq and is a predicted model, not a curated record. NCBI's taxonomy places the organism in Eukaryota, Fungi, Ascomycota, Eurotiomycetes, Eurotiales, Aspergillaceae. Gene Ontology annotation, cellular component: cytoplasm. The transcript is spliced from 5 exons. Bases 1 to 948 code for a protein of 315 amino acids.
AUGCCCGAAAUAAUAGACGACAAAUCUCAACACUGCAUUCCUUUUCUCCUGAAGCGUCUUGAUGACCAUAGGAAGCGACAAAACGGCAAUGCCUCCCCUUUCUUCUUGGGACUCAACGGCGUGCAGGGUGCGGGCAAGACGGUUCUGGUGUCAACCCUAUAUCAGACCCUCCAAUCAGAGCCGUAUUCGUUGUCCGUUGUGACACUGUCACUAGACGACCUUUAUCUCACCCACGCUGACCAAGUUGCUCUUGCCCAAGCGCACCCAACCAAUCCCCUGCUCCAGCAUCGCGGCCAGCCCUGUACGCAUGAUCUUGCUCUCGGUGAGCGAGUUUUUGCUUCUCUAGCUGCCGAGAGCCCCACUGCUAUUCCGCAAUAUGACAAGUCCGCCUUUUCCGGGCAAGGAGAUCGGGUCCCUGAGCCUCAAUGGCAGGUUGUAAAUGCCGAGGGACAAGAAAAAGUCAAAGUCGUUAUUUUCGAGGGAUGGUGUGUUGGGUUCCGGGCGUGGGAUGAGGAUACACUGCGCGCAAAAUGGGAGGCUGCCGCACGCCAGAAGGAGGCUGGUGACUAUCAAGGCCGAUUGGGCCAUGUCAAGUUUGAAGAUGUCCUCACGGUGAAUAAUGCAUUGAGGAAAUAUGAUGUUUUGACUAACAAACUUGAUGCUUUGAUCCAUAUUGACGCUGAUGACUCACACUUUGUUUAUGAAUGGCGUCAAGAGCAGGAGCGCACUCUACGUGCUGUCAAGGGUACUGGCAUGACCGAGGAACAGGUUAACCAUUUCGUCGAUGGCUAUUAUCCGUCGUAUGAACUUUUCACGGAGACGCUUCGCGAAGGAGCUUUCAAGCCUGCGUAUCAUCAGCCUAAAGCUUCACUAGGUGACUGGCAGGGUAGACAGCUUCGUCUGGUCGUGAACCGAAACCGAAGAGUCAAGGAGGUGAUAGAGAUUUAG